Molecule: messenger RNA, 546 nt
Organism: Nerophis lumbriciformis (worm pipefish)
Lineage: Eukaryota; Metazoa; Chordata; Actinopteri; Syngnathiformes; Syngnathidae
Source: RefSeq, a predicted model, not a curated record
AUGCAGUCCGGAGUGAAGACACUCUCCGCAGGUGGAGGUGCGUCCCUUUGCUGUCUGCUGCUCCUCUGGCUCAUUUACUCCCACCUGCUCCGAGAGGGCCAGUUGGCGGUGGGAACCUGCGAGAUAGUGAUGCUCAACAGGGACAGCAGCAUUCCCAGACGAACUAUUGCCAGGCAGACAGCCCGCUGCGCCUGCCGGAGAGGUCAGAUCGCCGGCACCACACGGGCGAGGCCGGCAUGCGUCGAUGCGCGAAUUGUGCGUAGUCGUCAGUGGUGUGAGAUGACUCCCUGUGUGGAGGGCGAGGUCUGCAGCCUCCUUUUCAACCGCUCAGGGUGGACCUGCACCAGAAGCAGCGGACGCAUCAAGACCGUUACGUUGGAGGACUCUGUGUACCAGGGUCAAGAUCCCGUCUGUGAAUCGCAUGUCUCCUAUCAGUCUGACAGCAUUAAGCUGAGCCCAAUCAAUACCCAGAGGGCCUCCAAUCUCUGCAUGACAGCGACACAUAGACACACAAAAGGGAGAGAGUGGAAGGGUGACACCAAUUGA